GUAAUCAUUUUGUUUCUCUUGUUACAGUCAACAAGCAAAUCAACGACAAAGAGAGGAUCGCCGCCGCAAUGGAGAAUCCGAACUUAAGAAAUCUAGUAGAGAACUGUAUAGCCGACGAAGAAUAAUAACUUACCACAAUGGCGCCCGAUGCCGCAUUCUCAAACAUAAGCGACAAAAAUGAAUUUACCAAGUUCACUAAAUUCCUAGCGUACAAAGGCGUCCAAGUUAUAGUAGAAUCGAGGAAAGGGGUAAAAAUAGAGCCUAAUAGUAAGCCACAAUCGUCUGACACGGAUUGGUUCAAUCUCCAGAUACCAGAUACAGCUGAUGUCAACCAAGCUACGAAGAACGCUCUCCCAUCUGACAGAGUCCUCGAAACCAUCAGGUCACAGCUACACGUAGAAAUAUCCGUACAGACUGAAGAUGGAGACGAGAUGGUACUCGAAUUGUGGACGCUAGAACUAGAUGAGACACAAUUCGACACUUCAUUGAAGGCCAUGAACACAGUCUACUUCCGGAUGGGGAUAUUGCUAAAGUCCUUGAUCACGGUGACGAGAAUAACACCCGCAUAUCAUCUGUCGAGGAAGCAGAGAACAGAAUCUUUCACCAUCUUCUAUAGAGUUUACAGCGGGCCACCGAAAGUUAAGGCUCUAGGAGAAUCAGUCAAGAAAAUACAAGCGGGUAUGUUGAAGACCCCAUUAGGCGCAAUAUGCUUCUCAGUAUCUUACAGAACCAACUUUUCUAUAUCCCCAAAUAGGACGGAGAAGAACAAGCUGCUUUUGUUAAAGAGUGACCACUUCGAACUGAGUCCGAAACAUGUGAUAUUUGAGUCAAAGAAGAAGAAAGACCAAAAGCAGAAAGAACCUAAACCUUUCGGUCCCGUGGACUUGAACAGGCCGCUACGGUUGGCUGCCUUUGUCGACGAAAAUGUUAUCAGACAAGCUUUCGAAGAUUUUUUCACUAAGAUUCCGAUCCCUAAGUCUAGGAAGCGGCCUAAAACACCUUCUAACUCUAGUCCAGCCGAGCUGAAGAGUACCCAAGAGAUGAAUAUCUCAACAUUGUCCAAAAGUCCUACCUCUUUGGAAAUGCCACCAAAGAAAUUUUCGGGUUUCCGAAAUGAGAAUGAACCGCCUUUAAAACUGUUACAUUUUCCUUUCGCCGACAACCACCCAAUACGGGAGCUCGCUGAGUUUUACAAAGACUUCUUCAACGCGCCUCAUUUAAAGUUAGCCGACGAUCUGGUUCGGUGCAAGUCCAUGAGUCCGGAGUCUGUGAAAGAGAUGGAGCUAGCGAAUGAAGAUUUAUCGAAGGACCUUGUAUUGUAUGAGAACUCUGUUCUGGAGUUCGACGAGCUGCUCGCUGAUAUGUGUAGAUCGGCCGAAUGGAGCGGGAAUUGAGGGAUCAAGUGUACCAGAAAAUAUGAAUAGAAUUAAGCACAGUGUAAUGAGGUGCUCGCGUGUGAAGGCACAAAGGACAUCACUAAAUUGCGUACAUCUGCGACUGCAUUAGUGGGUUUCUAGCUUUUUUUUUAAUUUUCACAUAUCUUUUGAUUUCAAUGUGAAGCUUUUUGCCUAAAUGUCUGAUUAUCUAUAAAGUUUACUUUGCUCAAUAUAUAACAGCCUAGCUUAGUACAGUAUGAGCACCUCAUUCAACUGUGUUCUCUAUACAUAAUUUUGUGGGUGAUGGGACAAGACUGAUUUAUCUGGAUGAUUUUAUGGAUUUUGGAUGGAAUGGAACGAUUGUGACUGUGAACUGUGUUGCUUAAUUGUAUCCCACUGAAAUGUUGAAUAUAGUGUCGAGAUAUUUAUGAUGUUGUAAAUAGUUAUAUGUGAAUUAUUGAUUGUUCUGUUCAAAUUUAUAAACUGAUUGUUAUAUAAGAGUGUUUCUUUAAUAUUCAAUAAUACAAUAUAAAGUAGUGAUCAUGUGUUGAUAAAUGUAUCGUUAGAUACUUCAAAUACUCUGUAAUCAAAAUAUUCGAAUAAGACUAUUUACAUGCCCAUAUCAAUCUAUUAUAGCAUAUGUGAUAGAAAUUGACAGCACUUUUCAAAUAUUAUUUAUAUUUUAUUCGGUGUAUGGUUCCAUGUAUGCAGCAUUGUGUAAUUCUGCUAUUAUUAGUGUUUGUAUAUAUUAUUUAAUAUAUAUUUAGUUUUCCUCGUUUUCCAAUUAUUUUUAAUUUCACCUCUUAUGUUAGGUUUAUCUAAAAGUUAGUUUUACCACCAAGUUAUUUUUACCCCCAAAAUCAGCCUGACAAUGGCUAUGAUUUUUAAUAGCGGGCUUGACGUAAGAUUUGGGCCAGUUACAAUACUUUAUAUACAUAAGAUCUGUUUUACAUUUAUACCACCGUUUCUUUAUUUUCCUUCUGCCAUAUGCUGAACUCGAUUAUAGAAUCUUCUGAAAUAUUUUUUAUUAAGUACCUACUUAUUAUUCAUAUUGUCCUUUCGAGGGUAAGCAAAUAUUGUUUUUUCUUUUUGGAUUGUUGCUAGUUUGAAAUUAUUAAAGUUUAUCCGUUCUGUUCUGUUCCGAGUGAAUGCCCUAACCUUAUAACAUUCCUUGAACAAAGAAAAUUAUAAUAUAUGUGACUGAAAAUUCGCACUUCGAAAAAUUAUGUUAAGCCCUUGCUAGGUUUGUCGAACGGACAGGCGGCAACUUUUCUUUUCUACACCGCCGCCAUUCAUUCGUUUGUUUUUAAAAUUCAGUUUAUAAAUAGUUGUUAUAGAUUAAAUAGGUAUACUUCUUGACAUGGAAUUAGUGUUAAAUAUACUUUUUUUCUGGCCAGUGAACUGUUAUGAUCACAAACCUACAUUUCAUAUUGUCUGGUAUUGAGGCUAAACAAUUAAUAGUUGAUUUAAAAUGCGUAGUUAUUAUGUUUUCUUGAAAUUUUGGUUACACAUUUCUCCACACACUUGAAUAAAUAAAACAUGACAUAUUA
This is a messenger RNA of Trichoplusia ni (cabbage looper), 2926 nucleotides long. Its product is annotated as autophagy-related protein 13 homolog. The record is from RefSeq and is a predicted model, not a curated record. Bases 138 to 1394 code for a protein of 418 amino acids. Gene Ontology annotation, cellular component: Atg1/ULK1 kinase complex; phagophore assembly site; cytosol. The transcript has a single exon. Gene Ontology annotation, biological process: piecemeal microautophagy of the nucleus; mitophagy; autophagosome assembly. NCBI's taxonomy places the organism in Eukaryota, Metazoa, Arthropoda, Insecta, Lepidoptera, Noctuidae.